This is a messenger RNA of Aspergillus ruber CBS 135680, 1101 nucleotides long. RefSeq names its product 3-dehydrosphinganine reductase (gene ksrA). Bases 1 to 1101 code for a protein of 366 amino acids. Gene Ontology annotation, biological process: sphingolipid biosynthetic process. The record is from RefSeq and is a predicted model, not a curated record. Gene Ontology annotation, molecular function: 3-dehydrosphinganine reductase activity. Gene Ontology annotation, cellular component: endoplasmic reticulum membrane. Lineage: Eukaryota; Fungi; Ascomycota; Eurotiomycetes; Eurotiales; Aspergillaceae. The transcript has 3 exons.
AUGGAUUCUCCGCCCGUCUCACUCCUAUCUGAUUACUCACCUACGACACUGGGGAUCUCAUUCGUGUUCGCUAGUAUCAUCAUGUAUACCGCCGUUACCAAGAUGCUCGGUCUGGGCUCUAAGAACGAAUUCGAUGUUGAUGACAGGACUGUUGUCAUUACUGGUGGUUCCGAUGGAAUGGGAAAGUCUGUUGCCUGUCAACUUGCGGCCAAAGGUGCAAAUGUUGUGAUUGUCGCGCGCACCACCUCUAAGCUUAAAGUAGCAGUUGAGCAUAUCAAGUCUUCUGCGACGCACCCCGCUCGACAGAGAUUCCACUACAUCAGUGCCGACCUGACGAAAGCCACGGAUUGCACACGGAUCAUUGACGAAGUCACCGAAUGGAAUAGCGGGGCUCCUCCGGACGUUGUUUGGUGCUGUGCUGGAUACUGCAACCCUGGGUUUUUCGUCGACACGCCAGUUGAUACCUUGAGAGACCAAAUGGACACUGUGUAUUGGACCGCCGCAAAUACCGCGCAUACAACAUUGAGAAGUUGGCUUUCCCCCGUCGCCGCCCAAGACCGGAGCCCGAGACCUAGAAGACAUCUAAUCUUUACAUGCUCCACUCUCGCCUUCGUUCCUGUCGCCGGUUACGGUCCCUAUUCUCCUGCCAAAGCCGCGAUUCGCUCCCUGUCCGACACGCUGAGCCAAGAGAUCGAGAUGUAUAACGGUGCUCGGAGUAGCAUGCACGAUGGCCCGGCUGCGGACAUCAAGGUCCAUACUGUCUUCCCUAUGGGGAUCUUGAGUCCAGGAUUCGAUAAUGAACAGAAGAUAAAGCCCGGGCUAACGAAGCAGUUGGAAGAGGCUGAUAAGCCACAGGGUCCGCACGAAGUUGCCAGUAUCGCGAUCAAGGCUUUGGAGCGGGGCGAAUAUCUUAUCACUACCAUGUUUGUCGGUCAUAUAAUGAAGGGCACUGCUCUUGGGCCGAGCCCGAGAAACUAUCUUGUGCGGGACACAUUGACUAGCUGGCUGAGCAACUUGGUUUUCCUCCAGGUCAUUCCCGAUCUUCGCAAGAAAUCAUGGAAUUGGGGAGUAAAGAAUGGUUAUUCCAUUGCAUCCCGGUGA